Molecule: messenger RNA, 972 nt
Organism: Aspergillus wentii DTO 134E9
Lineage: Eukaryota; Fungi; Ascomycota; Eurotiomycetes; Eurotiales; Aspergillaceae
Exons: 3
Coding region: 1-972 (323 amino acids)
Source: RefSeq, a predicted model, not a curated record
AUGUCACCCAAACCUUUAACAACCCUCUACAAAGAAAUCAACAACACAGAAAUAACAACAGACAUAUACCUCCCCCCAUUUCCAUCCGGAAAACACUCAAUUAUGAUAAACAUCCAUGGCGGCGCAUUCAUGCUCAGCUACUCAGGAAUGGUCUCUAUGCCCCAAAUAACCGAUUGCCUAAACCGUGGCUGGAUCGUAGUCGUCCCCAACCACCGUCUCUGUCCGCAGGUGAAUAUCCUCGACGGUCCUGUGCAGGAUUGUCGUGAUUUGCUCAACUGGGUGUACGAGGGUGGUCUGGAGAGUUAUCUUUCCUCGACUGAGGGAGGGCGAGGGUAUGAGCUUGAUUUGGAGAGGGUGGUUGCGUUUGGGACUUCGAGUGGGGGCAUGCUGGCUUUGUGUUUGGGAUUCAACGUGCCCCGCCCCGUAAAGGCGAUUCUAUCCCUCUACGGCGCAGUGCAUUUCGCCCAUCCAUUCUGGAAGAAACCGCUCCCCCACGUCGCGCAGAAACUACCCCCCAACAUCCCAGAGUCCUUCCUGGAACAGAUCUACGCCGAAUAUCCGGUCCCGACAAACAGUUCGAUUUCUCUCGAGGGGCAGUCCGAGACGGGGACGUCGUCGGGUCCGAAUUUCAGUCGGCCCAGGGAUGCGUUUGCGUUUACGCAGAUUGCUAACGGGACUUUGUUGGAGAAGUGUUAUCCGGGUGGGGAUUUGGGGUUGAUUGAUCCUGUGUUGAAUGUGGAGGGGGAUUUUCCGCCGACGUAUAUCGUGCAUGGGUUGGCGGAUACGAUGGUGCCGAUUGAGUUGAGUCGGGUUUUGUUGAGGGUGUUGAGGGAGAAGGGGAUCGAGUGUGGGAUGACCGAGGUUCCUGGGGAGGAGCAUACCUUUGCAGCCAAGAUGGAGGUUGGGUCGAGGACUUGGGAGUUGCAGAGGAAGGGGUUCGACUUCUUAGAGGAGGUUAUUCGACGUGGUUAA